This is a messenger RNA of Epinephelus fuscoguttatus (brown-marbled grouper), 6530 nucleotides long. Its product is annotated as NXPE family member 3-like. Lineage: Eukaryota; Metazoa; Chordata; Actinopteri; Perciformes; Serranidae. The transcript is spliced from 8 exons. The record is from RefSeq and is a predicted model, not a curated record. Bases 312 to 1985 code for a protein of 557 amino acids.
GGAAAUCGAGCAAACACAACAAACUUUCCGGCAAAUGAGCAGGACAGAGUGCAGAACCUGCUAAGAUAUCAUCACUGUGUUCUCUCCACACGAUUCUCUGCUGAGCACCAUCUUUUGAUCAUUGGUUGCAGAGCCAAGGGGACAAAGGGGGCGUGCUCCAAAUGCCCAUGAUGGUUUUUCCCAACCCCUAGCCACAACCAUGGCAGCCAGGAGGUGAAGGAGGUUGCAGAGGAAUUGCCUGACCCACGAAAUACUGGAGUACCAGAGGAAAUGGUUACAGUGCUGUGCUACGGCCAUAGUUUGGGACUGUCAUGAAGGCCAGAGCUUGUACAAGAAGGGAAUACAGCGCCAUCUUCCUCGUUCUGGCCGUGGCUGUCUUAAUCUUAGUGCUGUGUAACAUGGCAGUUCUGGAGUUUCAGGAUAUAAUGAAGUCCAUCAUCGUCCCAAAAGUUUCCACUGAUCCUGACAUGAAUCACAGCUUCUGCACCUUCCAGCCACUCUCCCCUGAGGACACUCUGGAGGAACGCCUCCUACUAGACUCCAUUGCUUGGCCUGAAACUCCACCUUUGCCAGCUCCUGUUUCCCUGGAGAAUACCAGUGAUCCAGCUCACAGCACCUUCACCAUUCUUCCAAGGAGGGGAGGAGGACAGUGGCAUGUAGGGGAUCAGCUGGAGGUCAUGAUAAAAAUGUCUGACUUCCAUGGUCGUCCCAAGAAGUAUGGGGGGGACUUCUUACUCGCCCGGCUCCACAACCUGAAGCUUGGUGCAGGUGUAGCUGGGCAAGUGUUGGAUCAUCUCAAUGGGAGCUACUCUGCUGUGUUCUCUUUACUCUGGGAAGGAGACGCACAGGUUGAGGUGAUGCUGGUUCAUCCUAGUGACGCUAUCCUAGUGCUGAACAGGCUGAACAGAGAACAUCCUGACAGGAUUUUGUUCAAGAGCCUCUUCCACUCAGGCUCACUCUCUGAAACUACUGACUGUAACAUCUGCCUACGUCCAACCCAGCAGCUGCUGUGUAACUACACUGACGUCCGAACAGGCCAGCCUUGGUUCUGCUACAAGCCAAAGAACCUGAGCUGUGAUGCCAGAAUCAGCCAUGCCAUGGGACAACAUGGUCGAUUCAUCAAAGCCAAUGAGGAGAAGCUAUUUCGAAGUGGUGUCAACUUAAAAGUCUACAUUCGGGCUUCAGGACCUGCCAGGUUCACUGUGUUGCCAAAAAAGAAAGGUCAACUGGAGGUGAAGAGUAGUAGUGUGACAUCUGGACCCUCUGGCUAUUACUACCAGGGUGCAUGGCGUGCGCUAGAUGGAACAACAGUUCAACAGUUCAACACCUCUUCCGCUAUCACUGAGUGUCUGAAAGGGAAGAAAGUCCACCUGUAUGGAGACUCCACUGUCAGACAGUGGUUUGAAUUCCUCAACAAAAACCUACCAGAUCUUAAGGAGUUUCACCCACAGGGCCGGACGAAAUUUGGACCUUUCAUGGCCAUAGACAAUGCAAACAGCAUCAUGGUGACGUUCAACUUCCACGGCCCUCCUUUAGUCAGUUUUAUCAGGGUCCCACCUACCACAUUUUAUUACAUUGCCAAUGAAAUAGACCGCUUAACCGGAGGCACCGACACCAUUGUAGGAGUUGGCAUCUGGGCUCACUUCCCCUCUUUCCCCAUAGAGCUCUACAUCCGGCGGUUGCAGAGCAUCCGCAGGGCAGUGGUGCGGCUGCUGACCAGGGCUCCAGGGACAGUGGUUAUCAUCCGGACAGGACACCCCAGAGCUUUGACAUUUGAUCUGUCGCUAAUCUUCAGUGACUGGUACUCACUUCAGCGUUAUAAGGUGCUCAGAGCCAUGUUUAAAGGAAUGAAUGUUCAUCUGAUCGAUGCCUGGUCGAUGGUCCUGGCCCACCACCUGCCACACAACAUCCACCCACUACCUCCCAUUAUUAAAAACAUGAUUAAUAUUCUGUUGUCCCAUGCGUGCCCUCAAAACAGCACCUAGGUGUGUGUUGAUAGGGGGAGGGAGUCUAGAUUCAAGCAUGCGAAGUUUACAUGUUAUCCACAUGUUGAGAAAUUAAGAGAACAGGGGUGGUGAGUGUGAACCACACAAUGAUAUGGUGAUGUGCAGGUGAAACACUGUGCAGCUGAUGCAUAGGCCAAACAGCUGAUGAAGUGUUUUCACACUUGGUCCUUUUCAGCCACCUAAGAGGACUCAGAGCAGUGACUCAGCAUUUUUUGCGUAAAUGUGAACACUCCAAGAGAACUCAGUGGUCUGAGUUCAGUUUGCUUCAAGUCUGUGGUGUGGUUCACUUAACCUGUGCAUUUUGAACAAAAAAGGCUCUGGGUCCGCUUUGCCUUUUGCUAUUGUAUUGUAGCCCUCCAAACGUGCAGUAGACAGAUCACACGCUAUUUCAGUGAGAUGCAUAAUCAGUGGACGAGGAGUACUUUGGUCUGAUGAUGAAACAACUGCACUCCCCCAGAUAUGGAACGAGGACAAGAUCAAACAACAGCUGCAGUGCCACAUCAAAGUGUGUGUGUGUGUGUGUGUGUGUGUGUGUGUGUGUGUGUGUGUGUAGGCAUGUGUGUGUAGGCUAUAGUGUGAAUAGAAAGAGGACUGAGGCCCCAUCAAAGCUGAAGUGGACCAGAAAGAGAACUGAGUCCCCUUUCUGUUGGUCCACUUUUUGGUCCACUUUAAGAGAACUGAGUUCGGUUCACCUAAAAAGGACCAAGUGAAAAAAUACCCUAAUACUCCAAAGUUCUGGCUCGGCUUGUUGUGUCUGUAUGAACUACACAAUCAAGUCAUUUGCAUCUGAUCCUGCUCCAUCAAGUGUUUUCUACAGAGUAUUUUUGUGACUCAAGUGAUUUUGACAAAAGGGUUUUUGACCAAGAACUGACUUGAACUCCAGGCCACUUUUCUGGCCAAGGUUGGGAGCAAAUUUGUUAGUGUAAUGUACCUGUUUAGUCUUAUGCUUUAGUAUCAGUUGACCUUUAAAAAUACAUGUCCAGGCAGUAUACUCUGCUUGAUCAUAACCAGUCACACCUUGGUUUAUUGUUUCAUGUAUCCACAUAAUGUGCUCACACACACACACACACACACACACACACACACACACACACACACACACACACACUCAUUGGUGUAUUGUAUUGAAUACAGGAUCUGAUGUUCAAGGACGAUGUGCACACACACACACACACUCAUUGGUGUAUUGUAUUGGAUGCAGGAUCUGACAAGAUCUGAUGUUCAAGGACUGAAGUGGGAAGUACCUUGGAUCUGAUAGGAUGUGAUGUGCAUGUAUGACACCAUUAUGUUUGGGCUUAUGUGUAAAUGUCCCAUAAAUGCCUUGUGAAAGAGUGUUACAAGUGUUAAAAACUCUUAACAAUGCUUACCUGCCGGAUGAGUUAAUCUGUGAGCAUUCUCGGAACCCAUCGGCUGUAUUUGGCAUCUGACUUCCGGCAGACGGCAAUACAGCUCUGGGGGCAGACCCCCUGAUUUUUUGGCAUUCCAGUUUGGAGGAGACGAAUUUCCGUUUCCGACUUCUGUUUCCUCCCCCCGAUCAUAUAAGUACCAAGUGCUGAACCAUUGCGGUGGAUUCAUAGUUUGCAGUGAUGCCAAUUAUGUUCCGCCUCGUUAGUUCACCGUACAGACCAUUUAACCUGGCAACAACUGCAGCCAGCUCAAACAUGAUUGGUCAAUAUCACGCGGAUUACAAACAGUCUACAACCGGAAACCAGGGCUCUUCCGCUCUUCUUCCAGAGGCACGAUCUCCAGGGUUUGCCUACAGACUCUACAUUCACUGAAUGUAGAGUCUGUAUACAGAGACUAAUCUGUGAGCUACUUGUUGAGUAUUUUAAAGGGAUAGUGCACCCAAAAAUGAAAAUUCAGCCAUUAUCUACUCACCCUCAUGCCGAGGGAGGCUCUGGUGAAGUUUUAGAGUCCUCACAUCCCUUGCGGAGAUCGGCGGGGGGAGCGGCUAGCACACCUAAUGGCUGACGGCGCCCCAGACUAACGUCCAAGAACACAAAUUGAAACCACAAAAUAUCUCCAACAUGCUCAUCCGUAGUAAUCCAAGUGUCCUGAAGCCCCGACAUAUAUAGUUGCUUUGAAAAAUGUCAUUUGAACUUUGUUUUUAGCCUCAGUGUAGCCUUCUCUGUGCUCCGCGCUCACAUGUGCGCACUUGCGCGAGACCAGCGAAAGCAUAUUUGCAUCACGUAUCUGGCUGACUCGCAGGAAUCGGACUCAGGGUGCUGGCAGUGUGGAGCCGGUGCCGGUCUUAGAAGGACUCUUGAAAUCCCGGCUCAGAGUGGAACAUUUUACUGUCAAUCUGUGGACAAUUUACAGGACUUUAAAGAAAGAUGGACUGUUGGGGGUGUCCUGUGCUCUGUGACAGGGAAUGGAGAGCUGGUGUAUAAUUUCUGAGUAUUUGUUUGACGUUUACUGUGUCUGCGGACUGUUUAUUCAGGAGCAGCUUUUGUCUGUUGUUGUUUGUUUGUUUGUUUUGUUUUUCAUUUUUCGUGAUGGUUUGAACUUAAUGGUUUUCAGUCAUUGCUGAAAUGAUUUAAUAAAGGGACUUGAAAACCUCUCCUCUCCUCUCCUGGCUCUCUUUUCCACUCCUUUCCUUUCCUCUCCUCUCCUCAAUUUGUUCUCCUUCUCUCCUCUUUCUCUUGUCCCAGUGAACAGGCCUGUGAUCAAUUAUUUCAUAUUGAGUUUUUGGCUUAAAAAGACAUGUGGAAGCGGGAAGGUAAUUCAGCGUCUGUCUCCACUCGCACCAGGCAGCAGGUGAACCUGAAUCAGCCAAAGAGUUGGAGGGAGACGGUGUAAUUUUACACCAGACUAGCUUACUUGUUGUGAAAUGUAAUGUUGGGUUAUUGCCUAAGUUCGUCUGGCUGUAUUGAGAUGUUUUAAAAGUGGUUUAAUUUCACAACAGUGACAAACAGUGCUGAGGCUCAGAGCAAACUCUAUCAUUAUCUGUCUGCCUAUGAAGGCAGGUAAGGGAAACAUGACGCUGCUCUGCAGGGUGCUAAAUUUACCGACAAUUACUGUGGUGUCUGUGAAAGGGGAAGUUACAGAGAAAGAGGCAGAGGUUCGACUCAGAUGCAGCAAUCGGGCAUACAACACACUUUUAAUUGAGAAUUGAUGCCAUGGACCAAAUUGAAAAACUAAAAUAAAGGAUUAAAAAGAAAAGAGAAAAGAAAAAAGAAAUAGAAAAAGUUGUCUUGCAAAAAGGGCACUUAUCUAGACAGUGGGCAAAGGGGCAGGUGCUUGAGCACCACGUGCCUGUGUUCUACCAUGACAAAUCCAAAUAUCAGUUGUGAAAAAAGCCUGUACACUUGACCAGUAAUAUUGAACUAAAGUCAGUAUGUAACCACGUUAUUCUGUUCAGCUGUACUCUACUGCAAAUGGAUGCUUUAGGUCCUGUAGUUUAGUAUGAUACCUGUGUCUUCACUGUAGCCUUAAAUCUGCGCAGCAGGUUUUAUUUUCUAACAAUGAGUCUGCUUCAUUUCUCACCCUCAGCUCUGCCUGUCAUACCUGCUGCUUCUUCACGUUUUUGCCGGACAAUUGUCAUCACGUCUCUGCUCCUUUCAUUUUCUUGUUCUCUCUGUACUUUUUUAGGAGCCCCUAAUUUUUGGUGAGGCAUUCUGACUUAGCCAAUCAGGCUGCAGUCUGCCUUAUACAGUGGUGGAAAAAAGUUUUCGGACACCCUUAAAAUUUUACACAAUCUCAAAUAUUAUCAUGAAAUAUUUGUGUUUCAAAAGGUGUGGCUGCAUUAGACAGAUACAAACAAAUACAAAUUAUAUUUUUUUGUUUAUUGUUUACAAGAAAAACUAACAAAACUAAAUUCUUGACAGUUUCAAUAUGUCAGUUCUCAACAUUGUCGGUAUCAAAGUCAACAAAUAACAGAGAAUGUGUUCAAAACUGAACAAAAAAUAAAUAAACCAUCACAUCAUCAAAUUAAUAUUUAGUAGUCCUGCCACUGGCACGUAGUAGAGCUCUAAUCCUGGCUGGCAUGUUCCCCACGAGCCUUUCACACUGUUGAGGGAUAAUCUUGUCCCAUUCUUCUUGAAUUACUGCUUUUAAUUCUUCUAAAUUCUUUGGUUUAUGCUUUGAAACAGACCUUUUGAUAAUCCACCACAGAUUUUCAAUGGGGCUCAUGUCCGGGGACUGAGCUGGCCACUCUAAGACCUGGAUACUGUGCUCCUGCAGCCAAGUUCUACUGGCCUUGGAUGUGUGGCAAGGGGCAUUAUCUUGUUGAAACAUCCAGUUUUUACCUCAACGGAACAGUGCACGCGCAGAAGGGAGCAUGUGGGUUUUGAGAAUGGUACAAUACUUGGUAGAGUUCAAUGUGCCAUCACAGACAGUGAGAUGACCAACACCAGCAGCACUCAUGCAUCCCCAAACCAUGAUACUGCCUCCACCAUGCUUGACAGUAGGUACUGUACAUGCUGGAGAUAAUGCUUCGCCUGGCCUUCUGCGUACCCUCACAUUAGUAGGAGGAAGAUAAAGCUGGAAACUGGACUCAUCUGACCACAAAAUCUUCUUCCAAUU